Messenger RNA from Ceratotherium simum simum (southern white rhinoceros), 673 nucleotides. The record is from RefSeq and is a predicted model, not a curated record. Lineage: Eukaryota; Metazoa; Chordata; Mammalia; Perissodactyla; Rhinocerotidae.
CGCUCACGGCGCAUGGAGGAGGCGCGGAGGCCGCGGCUGAGGCUGAGCCGUCGGAGGCCAUGUUCGGGGGGCGGGCCCCCCAUCGCCCGCCCCGGGCCCCUCGAGGGGGUCGGUGGCGAGUGUGCGCGGCUGUGGGCGGAGCUCCUGCGCGCGGCCAGCGAGGAUCUGGACAUGGACGGCGAGCCGCCGCCGCUGCCCGCUUUCCCUGGCCAGGUGCCCGGGCGCGGCCCCGAGCGCGCCACGUCCCCCGAGGUCUUCACCGUCGGACCUGAGACCUUUUCCUGGACGCCCUUCCCGCCGGCCCCCGGGCGAGGCCGGGGCCGCUCUUACCGGGUGCUCCGCCGGGCCGGGGGGCGCCUGGGCUCCCCUGCCCGGUCCCCGCAAGGACGCCCCGCGCCCGAGCCCCGCGGGACCCCCAGCGCCGAGGAGCAGCCGUCGGUGGAGGGCGCGCUGACCCUGCGAAGCUGCCCCAUGUGCCAGGCGGAUUUCGGCCCUGGGCUGGCCCAGCUGGACGUCGACAGCCACCUUGCUCAGUGCUUAGCGGAAAGCACAGAAGACGUGGUGUGGUGAGCUGCCCGUCUGUGCAGUGUGGCGUCCUUGUCUUCCCCUCGAACCCGGCCCGCGCAGGAGCCCCGCUCUUGCUGCACCUGCUGGAACCACUUCCUCUCUACUC